AUGCUGGCUGCAGUUGUAAACGUCAUGCGAACUGUUCAAGAGGCGGGCGGCUUAGUGGCCAAGACGCAAGCCGAUAUCGAGAGAUCAAUCACCACAGCUCUCGCCAUCGCUCAGCAGCUGGCGAACGACGUCGACACGUUUGCCGCGGUCGCCGAAGCGAUCACCCCAUUCAUUCAAAUCUUUCUCUUUUCCUUGUCGCUCUUUCUCCUCUUCGCCACGUGCCGCAUCUUCGCUAAUGGUGUCAUCGCUUUUCUCGUCUGGAAAAGCGACCGAAAACAGGAGGAGGAGCGUUUUAGUGAGGCUACAACUCGUGCGGUGAGCGAACAUUUUCAAUACGAUUUCACACCAAUUGGCGACGAUGUAAUGAAAAAACGUGAGAUCGAGGCUUCUCCUUGC
Messenger RNA from Mesorhabditis belari, 396 nucleotides. The record is from the annotation of a GenBank genome assembly. NCBI's taxonomy places the organism in Eukaryota, Metazoa, Nematoda, Chromadorea, Rhabditida, Rhabditidae.